GAUGACGUGCCGAGUCAGCUGAUCGCCCGGGUGACUAGUCGGCUGGGUGAUCUCGGAGCGCAGUGAUCGUCAUGGCGAGCCAGUCAGCGGGAAUCCAGCAGCUCCUGCAAGCCGAGAAACGGGCCGCCGAGCGGGUGGGGGAGGCCCGCAAACGAAAGAACAGACGUUUGAAACAAGCCAAGGAGGAGGCUCAUGCUGAGGUUGAGCAGUAUCGGCUACAAAGAGAGAAGGAGUUCAAGAUUAAGGAAGCUGCUGUCUUGGGUUCCCAGGGUAGCUGUUCUGAAGAAGUUGGAAAGGAAUCAACCGAUAAAAUAUUAAUUAUCCAACAGAACUACCUCCAGAACAAGGAGAUGGUGUUGGACAACCUUCUGUCCUUUGUUUGUGAUAUAAAGCCAGAGAUCCAUGUCAACUAUAAAUUGGGCGGCUAGAAGUUUGUGAACCACCUGCUGUUUUCUCCUCCUGUUCUAGGAUCCUAAAUUUGUUUCAAUUAGUUAGCACUGGCAGAGUGAAGUCUAAAACAAAUCCUGUUAUUGCAAAGGUUUUAAUGGGGUUCACACUGUGUACCUUGUUAAGGGUUAAUGUAUGAGGAAGAAGAGAUUUCCUGGCAUGAUGAAAAUGAAGUAGUAAAACACAAUCGCUGUAUUUUUGAAGGAGUGUUUCUUAGCCUUAAUUUUCUGUUUAAAUCCCUUAUACUGUCCUGAGAUGUUUUACAAGUAAAGUAUUUUGUUUUCCUUGAA
Messenger RNA from Pelobates fuscus (common spadefoot toad), 737 nucleotides. It is a transcript of the gene ATP6V1G1, whose product is annotated as ATPase H+ transporting V1 subunit G1. Gene Ontology annotation, molecular function: proton-transporting ATPase activity, rotational mechanism. The transcript has 3 exons. Bases 72 to 428 code for a protein of 118 amino acids. Lineage: Eukaryota; Metazoa; Chordata; Amphibia; Anura; Pelobatidae. Gene Ontology annotation, biological process: proton transmembrane transport. The record is from RefSeq and is a predicted model, not a curated record. Gene Ontology annotation, cellular component: vacuolar proton-transporting V-type ATPase complex.